Iphiclides podalirius (scarce swallowtail) is the source of this 573-nucleotide messenger RNA. Lineage: Eukaryota; Metazoa; Arthropoda; Insecta; Lepidoptera; Papilionidae. The record is from the annotation of a GenBank genome assembly.
AUGAUGAGGAAGGAGGCGCUGGGCAGCGUCGGCAGCACUGCGGGUAGCUCCUGGCCGUCUUCGGCGGAGCCUUCGCCGUCGCCGGCGUCCACGCCGACCUCCGCCGACGCGCCCGACGUGGACGCCGACGGGGAACCCCCCUACACGCUCGGCGCCACCGAGCACACCCCCUACCAGUGCCCCUUCUGCGACAAGGCGUUCCCGAGGCACUUCUACCUUAAGAAGCAUGAACAGUCCAGUUUCGCAGUGCAGCCGCGCUUCAUUAGCAAGUUGAUACCCAAAACGGAGCCCGUUUACGGGGCCGGUGCGUACGGAGAUACGCAUCUCGGCCUUGCACCGAGCCCGCGCGGGCUCGCCGAGGCGACUGGCUCGCCGUUACGCGGCUGUCUCGGCCUUUGUGUCGCCGAUCCGGCCGCGCUACGAUUACACGUUGCGACCGAUCCGGCCGAGAUAGGGGAAAUAGAAACGUCACUUUGCACGAUGUCCAACCGCCUACGCGCGAACCGAAAUCGCGAUGACCCGCCACCCGGACGGCGAAAUUUUGCCGUAAAGAGUAGUGCACCUGAUAAGUCU